AUGCAACUCAUCAACUUCUUUCCACUUCUCAUUGUCCCAUUCACUAUAGCCUCACCUCUCUCACUCACCUUCCGAAAUUCCGCCAACGAGACAACAGACCAUCACUUUACACUCUCAAAACGAGAUGAUCCGUUCCGUGUCGAUGCUUUCAAGGGCAGCAAGCCAACCGGUGACCCAGUUGAGAUCCAGAAUGCCAAGGCGGGACAGGUGAUCAACCUGGCUCUCGAUUGUGGCACGAUCGUGGUCACCUCUCACACUGCUGAUGUUACAACUUGUAAUUUUAUGCUUCCAUCGACUCUGCCAGCAGGGACGUUCACUGGCGCUCCAGCGGCUGGUCACUUCACACUUCAGGUGCCAGGUUCUUGUUCUGGAGCCGUCACUCAAGUCUCAGCUGCGAACAUCUGUACAGUUUGUGGUGAUAUUGGAGAGAUUCCCAAUCUGAUCGAUUGUCAUGGGAAGGAAGAUGGGAAGGAUAAUGUAAAUGUGUGCGUUAGUGGGACCACGCUUGUCGAGUGUUGA
Messenger RNA from Mollisia scopiformis, 519 nucleotides. RefSeq lists its product as uncharacterized. The transcript is spliced from 2 exons. The coding region runs from base 1 to 519 and encodes 172 amino acids. The record is from RefSeq and is a predicted model, not a curated record. Lineage: Eukaryota; Fungi; Ascomycota; Leotiomycetes; Helotiales; Mollisiaceae.